AUGUCGACCACCGAACAAAAGUACCCCCCCCCCUCCCCCUCCUCUUCCCCAGCACCUGCCUACUACUCCACCCAGCCGAUGCCCCAGCCGAUGCCCCAGCCGAUGCCCCAGCAGCCCAUGGUUGCCGCUCACCCCGGCCAGCAAGUCGUCUACGACGCCCAAGGCAACGCCUACAUGGCCAUGGCCCCCACCGGCACCCCCAACGGCGCCCCUGGUAUCCAGCACGGCCAGCCCAUGAUGCACCCCCCAACCAUGGUCCACCCCGCCGACCGCCGCAACCCGGCCCUGAUCCAGCAGUACGAACACACCAUCCGCGAGAACGAGAUUGGAGGCGUUGAAAUCUGUUGGUUCCUCUGCUGCGGUUUCUUUGGCCUCAUUUGCUGUCUCCCCAAGUACAACGCUGCCCAGGACGCAAAGACGAAGCUCCAGAUCGAGUUGGGCAAGCCUGCUUAA
Linnemannia hyalina is the source of this 453-nucleotide messenger RNA. The record is from the annotation of a GenBank genome assembly. Lineage: Eukaryota; Fungi; Mortierellomycota; Mortierellomycetes; Mortierellales; Mortierellaceae.